Molecule: messenger RNA, 1472 nt
Organism: Corylus avellana
Lineage: Eukaryota; Viridiplantae; Streptophyta; Magnoliopsida; Fagales; Betulaceae
Product: NAC domain containing protein 2
Biological process (GO): regulation of DNA-templated transcription; system development
Molecular function (GO): DNA binding
Source: RefSeq, a predicted model, not a curated record
UCACAUGGAAUUUCUCUGAAACCUCUCUCUCUGUGUCUCUGUCUCUCUCUCUUCAUCUCUCUGUUAAACCCUUGGAGCUCAGUACAACACUACUGCUAGGGUUUGUAUAAGCCAUAUAUGGAGAGCACUGACUUACCCACCGGCUUGAACCGGCCGAACCUCCCACCGGGGUUCCGGUUCCACCCGACAGACGAGGAGCUGGUGAUUCACUACCUCAAGAAAAAGGCAACCUCGGCUCCUCUUCCUGUCGCAAUAAUCGCUGAUGUUGAUCUUUACAAAUUUGAUCCAUGGGAACUCCCAGCCAAGGCUACGUUUGGCGAGCAAGAGUGGUACUUUUUCAGUCCAAGGGACCGGAAGUACCCGAACGGAGCUAGACCAAACAGGGCGGCAACUUCAGGGUAUUGGAAGGCUACUGGAACCGAUAAGCCGGUACUGAGCUCCGGCAGUAAUCAAAAGGUCGGUGUAAAAAAGGCGCUGGUGUUUUAUGGAGGGAAGCCCCCAAAGGGAAUCAAGACCAAUUGGAUCAUGCACGAGUACCGGCUGCUGUCGGAUAACAGGGCUAGCAAUAUGCCUCCCGGGUGUGACUUCGGCAACAAGAAAAACUCUUUGAGGCUGGAUGAUUGGGUGCUAUGCCGAAUCUACAAAAAGAACAACGCUCAUAGGCUGAUAAACAACGAAAGGGAGGACUCCAUGGAUGACGUGGCCGGAUCUAUGCCACCUUCAUUCGCCGUGGGGCAGCAAAAUGUGAUGAAACUGCAACUUCCAAAGGCGGUAGCCACCAGCUACGCGGGCGCAUUGCUCGAAAAUUACCAGAAUUUGUAUGAAGGGAUAGUCAGCAACAGCGAUGGUAUCAACUCUCCGGCCUUGGCUGCAGCCUCGAACAACCUCCCGCUAAAGCGGACGCUGCCGUCGUUGUACUGGAAUGAUGAUGUAGCCACAGCUGCCGCUGGCGGACAUUCGUCGAGGGAGAGAUUAUUGCAGUUGGAUGAUAGUAAUGAAAGUAUAGCAAGGAAGGAUGGGAAUGCUUCUACUUCCAUUGCUACUCUGCUUAGUCAGUUCCCGCAGACACCUUCAUUGCACCAACAGUUAAUACUGGGGUCUACCGGAGACGGCAUUUUCCGGGCACCUUGUCACCUUCCCGGGUUGAACUGGUAUUCUUAAUAUUUAAGGCACAUGUUAUGAAAAAUGGCCUCGAAUUCUUCUUCAGGGUGUAAAACUUGCUGCCGAUUUCAGGUGAGGCGAUUGACGAUGGAAACCGAUUAGUUCUAGCCAUGCAUAAAUAUAUAUAUAAUUUGGUUGUUUUUAUAUUUAGAGGUGCAAAGAAAAAGAGUAGAUGCUAGCUUUUGAUCGAUGUAGAAAAAUAAAACAGAUGAAUUAGUAUAUUUUCCUCUGUAACACAAACGCUAGAGAUCUCUUAUAUUGUAGAACUUUACCAAGAGAUAAUUAAUGGUUAUGGAUUUUCUAUGUAUUAA